AUGCAAGAACACAUUCGCCGCGCUCAUCCAGAACACUACAUUUCGAAGCUCCCAGCGACCGAAGAAAGCUUCAUGCUCAUGAUCAACACUCCUCCAUCCGAACGUCCAAUGCAGCAAAGCGCAACUUCUGUUCCCCAGGGUUCGUCCCUCUCAAUCCAGGGCUAUCCCCCAAAGAUUGACCAUCUUCAAGGCUUCAAUCACGACCAUCACAUGUAUGAUAACAGUAACCCGGGCACGCCUCGAACCAUGGACGACCACGCCGUUGGUUCCAUGCUCCCCGCUGCCAGUGCUGCUGCGGCGCUGGCUCAGCUCCACGGUCACAAAGUCGAACCCGAAUGGGAGGAAAUGGGUUGGCACUCAGACACGGAGGGACGCCGCAUUCCAAGGACAUCAAUUGAGCUGCCUCCGCUGCACUUGACGAAUAACGACAUUACUAGCGAGCCAUUCCCAGCUAUGAACUCCAGUCGGCCACGGGAUAUUCUGCCGUCAAUUCUGGCGAAUUCGCCCCCCGGUCGCUCUUCAACAUUACCCCCAAUCCAACGGCCUGCUGUAGGACCUGCCCGACCAAGGAAGCAGUCCGUCACCAAGAGAGGCCGAGAGGCGCACCACAAGAAGCAGAAGUCUCGCGGCUCGGCAGCAGACUGGCUUCGGCGGAUCCAAAACGACGAACGGCUUAGACCAGGUAACAAUGACCGUAAGGCGUUAUCGGCUGAACCUUCUGCAGACUAUGGGAAGAGAUGGGAAGAUCUCAUCGAUGCCGCCGAUCAAGCUGCAUCAGCUGCCGGCGACAUCGAUGAGGAUAGGACUCCAGUAAGAAGCUUUCAUGCGCUCGCAUCUUCACAUUCUCUGACCUUUAUCCAGAUGCCUCAAUCACCAGUUUCUAUUCACCGGGCUUCUUUGCCGCCAUUCCAGCACCAUGGAUUACCAUCAGCGACAGCUGUAGGGAACUAUCAAGCCUCGCCAUUGCAGCAGGCCUUGACCCCGCCAUCCUACAGCCAGGACACAAUUGACCCAUUCCCGUCGGUUGAAAGCGGUGAAAGCGGGGAGAACUUCCACAUCGAGUCGCGAGGCCUAUCGGAUUCAUCACCAAGUUAUUCUUCUCAGAAUACCCAGAUCUACUGCGCAGCCUGUCAGAGCGUUUCACUUCUCAAGGACUCAUACGCCUGCACAGAAUGCAUCUGCGGUCUGUGCCAGGCGUGUGUCGACGUUCUCAUGGCAGAGCAGGGGGCUCGCCGCAAAUGCCCCCGUUGCGCAACAAUCGGCGGUCGGUUCAAGCCGUUCCAGCUUGACAUCCGGUGA
Colletotrichum lupini is the source of this 1299-nucleotide messenger RNA. RefSeq lists its product as uncharacterized. Bases 1 to 1299 code for a protein of 432 amino acids. The record is from RefSeq and is a predicted model, not a curated record. NCBI's taxonomy places the organism in Eukaryota, Fungi, Ascomycota, Sordariomycetes, Glomerellales, Glomerellaceae. The transcript is spliced from 2 exons.